GCCGCCUCCCGGCCCCGCUGUCCGGCGGCCCUCGGCUGCUGCGGGCGGCUCCUCCGGGCCGGGCAGCGCCCCUGCGGCCUCUCUGCUCCGCAGCGCGGGCUCCGCUCUGGCAUCUCUGUCGCUACCUUGUAAUAAUUGGUCUGGAGACUUCCACCAGCUGGGGGAUGGAGGUGCCUCUGGAGUUGGCUUUGUAAUUCAGGAAGAUUUCCUCCCAGCAAGGGUGGCUGAAGGUAUGGAAAAGGCAAUGUGGGUUUUUUCACCAUCUGUGUGUUUUAAUUCAGGCGUUUUUCAGACUGAGCAGUAAAGCUUAAAGUGGAAUUUGCAAGCCAACACAACAGCCUGUAUUAAAGUGAGCAGAUUGCUGGCUGAUUUGAUAUGCUCACCUUAGCUGUAAGGAAGUUUGAGGAAGGAGGGUAUAUCUGCUACUGAAGGAGGAUUUUAAAGGAGGUCUGAUGACAACAAAAGCAACCUUUCCUGUGACAGCAGGAUCUAUAGUUGUCCCUUACGGGCAUGUGAUUGGAAAUGAGAAGUGGAGGGGGUCAGAGCUAGCCCAAAGGCUACAAGGGAAAGUUAGACUCAUCUUUGAAGAUGCCUUGGGACUGGUGGACUUUCAUCUUUCAAACAGAACUUGCGUUUUACUUAUUUCUGAAGCAGAUUUGGUUGCAGGGGAUGAAUUCAAACGAAGAUUGGUUAGGUUUAGAAAUGCCAGCAGUCUUAGGGGAAUUGUAAUUGUAGAGAAAACCCAAAUCAGUGAUCAGUACUACCUAGGAGUACAAAAACUGGUUGUACUUGAACUUGGAAUGGUGUUGCUUCCUGUGGCGAAUCAAGGAGAAGCUUCUCAGCUUAUUAUUCAACUAGUGCGGGAGCAGAGCAGGGAUCGCAGCUCCAGCCCGUUCCUCGGCGGGCAGCGCGCUCCGCUGGCAGAGGCUGCGGGGCUCCGCGCGGUCCAGCGCAUCCCCGGCGUCGGGAAAACAAAAGCUCUGCUUCUACUGCAGCGCUUUGGAAGCAUCCACCGGCUUUGUAACGCAGCCAUCCACGAGCUUGAGCAAGCAGUUGGACAAACAGGAGCGCAACAAAUUUAUACUUUUUUACAUUCCUGACAUGCAUGAGCAGUGGUAUUUUGCAAAAUGAAAUCCUGUUUUUUUUCUUCUUAAUUAUAAAGGUUUGGUUUUAAUAAUCACAUUAUGCUGAUUUCUGUAAUCAUGGCUAGCAGCAACUGGACUCUGAUGCUUCUUUUUUUUACAUCUGCUCUGUUCAUAUAGAUUAAGCUGUGCAAAUUGCCUUGGAAAGAAGUCUGUAUUUUGCAUUUAUCUGGAACAAAUAAAAACCAAGAGAGCUGUCUUUUUCAA
This is a messenger RNA of Taeniopygia guttata (zebra finch), 1349 nucleotides long. Lineage: Eukaryota; Metazoa; Chordata; Aves; Passeriformes; Estrildidae. The record is from RefSeq and is a predicted model, not a curated record.